AUGAUUACGCAUGGCUCUGAUUACAAACUGCUUAAAGAUCUAUCCUUACUCGAUGAUCCUAUUGUACCAAUUUCGCGAUCGGAUAAUCUGGCAUUGCUGAGAAAAGACAUACAAGCAAGUAUACGCAGGGCACACGAUCGCAAUGAAAAACAAUAUAACUUGCGUUCGAAGCCAGUCUCCUUUAAAGAAGGUCAAGAAGUUUACUGCCGCAAUUUCGCUCUUAAAUCCGUAAAAAGCUACUACCAACUGGAAGAUUUGCAAGGAAAAGAAAUAGGCACAUAUCAUGCAAAGGAUAUUCGCAGCUAG
Messenger RNA from Rhagoletis zephyria (snowberry fruit fly), 306 nucleotides. RefSeq lists its product as uncharacterized. NCBI's taxonomy places the organism in Eukaryota, Metazoa, Arthropoda, Insecta, Diptera, Tephritidae. The record is from RefSeq and is a predicted model, not a curated record.